GCUAUUUAUUGUAAACAUUCGCUUUAAACACCAACACUUUCGUGUAAUCAAAAAAUAUGGAAAAUGGGCUAGGAAAUCAGUCAAACAAACUUAUUCAAGAUUCAAGACGUACCUUAUACUUAGAUUACCUUCCUCCAUAUCAAACGGAUACUGUAAAUGAAGUUAUACGAGAAAUUCGAACAGCAGAGCGAGAGUCGCUUGGAAUUUUACAAGCACUUACAAAUGGAGGAGAAGUUGCGUUCAAUCCUAUGGAACAUCCUUCUGAAGCAUCAUCUUUGCUCAUGUUUCACACUUCCAAUUUGUACAAUAAGAGAUGUUUGAUGGCAUAUCACAACCUAAGGCUUCGAAGUAUACGGCAAUAUUGUUGGAAUGGUGGUAAGAGAAUGGAAGCUUGCAUUGAUACUUCUUUAAAUCAGGCUGAACAGGAAUAUCUGUUUCGAUAUUCAGAACUUGUUGCUGCAUACAAAGGACCAUGGGUAGAUUUGGACUUAACAGCGUCUGUGGUGCCUCCAAAAAAUUUGUUCAUAGAUGUUCGUGUUUUAAAAGACGUAGGCGACAUUGAGACGGAGUUUGGAACUAUUAGUCUCACAAAGAAUUCGCAGCUGUACAUCCGAGCGACAGAUGUUGAACGUUUGAUCGCGCAGGGUUAUCUUGCUAGACUUUCUUAGAUUUAAUUUUCUUUUUAUUUCUUUAAUUGACGGUGUAUUUAUUUCAAUCAUUUAAACAAAGAGACUUAUAUUACUAAAACCAAACUUUU
Messenger RNA from Schizosaccharomyces octosporus yFS286, 757 nucleotides. Its product is annotated as GINS complex subunit Psf1. Lineage: Eukaryota; Fungi; Ascomycota; Schizosaccharomycetes; Schizosaccharomycetales; Schizosaccharomycetaceae. Gene Ontology annotation, biological process: DNA replication; DNA strand elongation involved in mitotic DNA replication. Gene Ontology annotation, cellular component: GINS complex. The coding region runs from base 57 to 668 and encodes 203 amino acids. The transcript has a single exon. The record is from RefSeq and is a predicted model, not a curated record.